Messenger RNA from Seriola aureovittata, 2544 nucleotides. RefSeq names its product fibronectin type III domain containing 4a (gene fndc4a). Gene Ontology annotation, molecular function: protein binding. The transcript has 6 exons. The record is from RefSeq and is a predicted model, not a curated record. Lineage: Eukaryota; Metazoa; Chordata; Actinopteri; Carangiformes; Carangidae. Bases 876 to 1538 code for a protein of 220 amino acids.
ACGAUCUCUCGCUCUCAAAUCCCUCUGUCAUUGAGCACAACAAAAUGCAUUCAGUCCCUGUUGCUUCCCGCACAUGCCCAACAACCUCGUAACAACACUCCUCACCCUAUUGCGGUAAAUAUUGGCUCCUGCCUUUUUUUUUUUUUCUACUGAAAUAUUAAAACAGUCGGAGAUGCAUGCUCCAGUGUGAGUGGUGGCUGCAGCCCAGGUAGGCGGUGUAGCUGCUCUCCUCUGAUGACAUGUGGAUGAUUAAUCGUGCCAUGCUGUGCGUGCACUUGAGCAGAAACCUGAGGGUCUCACAGGCUACCGGGACCGGGAGAGGACUGCAGGGUGACCAGUAAACACAUUCAGGUCUGAGCCGGAAAGCAGCGAGCUGCGGAGCGAGACAGAGGACAGGCGGAGAAACUUAAGGCGCUGUCCAUGGUGCUGAAUCGCUGCCCGGCGGCGUCCCCUCAGUCUGUGGGGGGACAGACGACCCCGUGAGCGUCAUCUUUUUUUUUCCACCGAACCUGGUCAUACCUGGGCUCACCGACGAUCCACGGUCCAUGAGGAUGAUGGAAGUCUACCAGAUGUGGUCGGACAUCUCUCAGUCUGCGUGAGGACAUGGAUGAAGGACUUGUGGAUUUAAACCUUAAAUGAAGAAUCCGUCUGGGCUUGACAAAAUGUUUGUGAAGACACCAUUUGUACCACACUUUCGCCGGUCAUCUGUGUAUUGAACUGACUAGCUCGGGCCCCGAUUCAGCCAGUGACCGUUCAGUCAUCCAUCAAAGGAAUUUCCAACAUGAUAUAAAAAUGAACUACAGUCAUUUAAUUGUCCUUCAAGCAUAGGAGACCUGCGUUUUUAACCCAAGAAGAGCAACGAUAUCCACCGAGACAUGGCUCGCCUGCUUGUUUUGGUCAACUCCGUGGUCCUGUUGCUUUUUGGCAGCGACAUGUUCUUUGUAGGAGCGAACCGGCCACCAGCUCCUGUCAAUGUGUCUGUCAUGCACCUGCGGGCCGACUCGGCAACUGUAUCCUGGGAGGUUCCAGAGGGAGACAUAAUAAUUGGCUUCUCUAUCUCACAACAGAGGCAGGACGGACACAUGCAGCGAUUCAUUCGGGAGGUCAACACCACCAGCCGCUCUUGUGUUCUUUGGGACCUGGAGGAGGAGACAGACUACAUCAUCCAGGUUCAGUCGAUUGGCCUCUAUGGGGAAAGCCAAGCCAGCAAGAAGGUCCAUUUUCGCACCCUCAAGAAAUCGGACCGCUUCCCCUCCAACAGCUCCAACCAAGAUGACCCAACUGUGCAAGGCCUGGAUAAGUCACGGCAUCUACAAACAGGAGAGAUGAUCAUCAUUGUGGUGGUCUUGGUCAUGUGGGCUGCUGUUAUUGCCCUGUUCUGCCGGCAGUAUGACAUCAUCAAGGACAACGACUCCAGCAACAAUAAGGAGAAGGCCAAGCCGUCGUCUGAGAGGAGCACGCCAGAGCAUCACAGCGGAGGACUGCUGAGGAGCAAGUUUCAUCCCUCUGUGCCGUCUAUCAACAUCAUUGAAGUCUGAGACGAAGGAACGCCAGAUUAAAUUCCUCUCUCUUCUACCAUCAAUGCAUUUUCAACCUUUCUCACUGAUGCGUGAAAAAAAAAAAAAAAGCGAAAAACACAAAGUUUCUGUGACUCAUCAUUAGUGAAUAAGGUUGGCCAAGACUGUCUUACAAAAGAGACACGUGCAUGCACAAAGUAUUUGUAGGAAAACACAACACUGAACUACAGAUACACACUCUGAACCCCACCCAGCAAACCCUAUACAAACCUACACAACCCUGCACACAGACACACACCGUACAGUAGCUAGCAGAAACCUACAGUACAUGAAUGAAUGUUAACCCAUGGUGCAGUUAACAUUGAUGUCGUUGCCAGGUGCUUGGUAUGUUAUUGCAAUACAAAACACACAAUACAACUUAAUCAUCUCUGGGAGGCCUGUCUUCAUGGCUUUAAACACGCAGUGUAUUUUUGAUAUUGGCAUGUGCAAUGAGAUCCGUGUCACCACACACAACUCCACUCUAUAUAAAUCAUCAAUCAAAACAUCUUUCCAUUGCAUAUAGUAUUAAUAUACUGCCUGAUCACACAUGUAUAUUAUUGCCUCACUGCUGUGGCCAGAUUUUUAAUAACGAGAGAAAUUAAACACAUGCAUCAGAAACUCAUUUGUAAGAACUACAACCACUUCCUUUCUUUAGUUUUUCCUAUUAUUUAAAUUAAAAUAACAUUUUCUGGAUUACAUUGUAUUUUUUCAUAUUUCAUACAUAAACACGUGUACAUAUUUCAUUCAUUUAAUAAAUGAAGUUGCAUGCAGGUCAUUUGCCUGUAGAAUAGCAUUUGAUGUGCGAUCUAAGUUAGAUGCCAAAAAUGUACAAAUAAACAUCAUUGCUGUACUGUGAAGCUGUUAAUGUUUUCUUCUAUUUUACCUGCUUGUAGAGCAGAACACCGGUCUUUCAUUUUACAUCUUGUACAUUUCCUGACAAUUGUAUAACCUGAAGUGUAAAAUAAACCUUCUUUUAAAUGUCCCAUUA